AUGACGCCCGUCCGCUUUGUGCUGGCUCUGCUCUUAGGGGCGCUCCCCGAAGUGGUCACCUCUGAUCCGGCCCUGGGCUAUCCCCUCCAUUACCGCCAUCGGCCCCCGGCGGGUCCCCAGUUUCCUCACUACCUCUCCACCCCGCAGCGGCCGCUGAGGACGCCCCUGUCCCCGCUGGAGCCCCGGGCGCCGCGCCCGCUUGCCUUCCACGCGGGGCACGCGCCCCGGCCGCACCCCGGAGCCUGGCCCGCGGGCGGGCCCUGGGUCAACGUGACGGACUUUGGCGCCCCGUGCCUGCGCUGGGCGGACGUGCCGCCCUUCCUCGAGAGGUCGCCCCCGUCGGGCUGGGCUUCACUGCGGGGGCAGCGCCACAACUUCUGCCGGAGCCCCGACGGCGCGGGCCGGCCCUGGUGCUUCUACCUGAGCGUCCGCGGCCAGGCGGACUGGGGCUACUGCGACCCUGGACACGGCGCUGGCCCAGCCUCCCCCGUCCUGCGCCUCGUGGGGGGGAGCAGCGGGCACGAGGGCCGCGUGGAGCUCCGCCGAGCCGGCCAGUGGGGCACCGUCUGUGACGACCAGUGGGACGACGCUGACGCCGAGGUGGUCUGCAGGCAGCUGGGCCUCAGCGGCGUGGCCAGAGCGUGGACACAGGCCCACUUCGGGGAAGGGUCCGGCCCGGUGCUGCUGGACGAAGUGCGCUGCACAGGCAACGAGCUGUCCCUCGAGCAGUGUCCCAAGAGCGCCUGGGGCGAGCACAACUGUGGCCACAGAGAAGACGCCGGGGUGUCCUGCACCCCGCUGACUGAUGGGGUCCUCCGCCUGGCCGGGGGGAAGGACAGCCACGAGGGUCGCCUGGAGGUGUAUUACCGGGGACAGUGGGGCACCGUCUGUGGCGACGGCUGGACGGAGCUGAACACGCGUGUGGUGUGCCGGCAGCUGGGACUGAAGUCUGGCCGGCCAGCCUCCGCCACCCACUUUGAGGGGAGCGCAGGGCCCGCGUGGCUGGGGCACGUCCGCUGCUCAGGAAGGGAGACCAGCCUCCUGCAGUGCGCCAGGCCCCGGUGGGACUCGCACGACUGCAGCCACCCGGAGGGCGUCGGUGUCACCUGCUCCGCGGGCGGCGAGGGACACAGGCCGUCUCUGGGCUUCCCCGUCAGGCUGGUGGACGGAGAAGAUGAGAAGGAAGGCCGCGUGGAGGUUUUCAUCCGUGGCCAGUGGGGGACCAUCUGUGACGACGGGUGGACGGACAAGGACGCGGCUGUGACCUGCCGGCAGCUUGGCUACAGGGGCCCGGCCAGAGCCAGGGCCAUGGCUUACUUUGGGGAAGGAAAAGGACCCAUCCACAUGGAUAACGUGGAGUGCACGGGAGCCGAGAGGUCCCUGGCCGACUGCAUCAAACAAGAGAUCGGGAGACACAACUGUCGCCACAGUGAAGACGCAGGCGUUAUUUGUGAUUAUUUUGGCAAAAAAGCACCAGGUAACAGUAAUAAAGCGCCCCUCCCGGCCGUCUGCGGGCUCAGGCCGCUGCACCGGCGGCAGAAGCGGAUCAUUGGCGGGAAACACUCUUUAAGGGGCGGCUGGCCCUGGCAGGCGUCGCUCCGGCUCAAGUCGUCCCACGGAGACGGCAGGCUGCUCUGCGGGGCCACGCUCCUGAGCAGCUGCUGGGUGCUGACAGCCGCCCACUGCUUCAAGAGGUACGGGCACGGCCCGCGGAGCUACGCCGUCCGGGUCGGGGACUACCACACGCUGGUGCCCGAGGAGUUUGAGGAGGAAAUCGGGGUGGAGCAGAUCGUGGUUCACGGGGCGUACCGGCCCAACAGCAGCGACUACGACAUCGCCCUGGUGCGACUGCGGGGCCCCGGCGAGCGGUGCGCCCGGCUCAGCGGCCACGUCCUGCCCGCCUGCCUGCCGCUGUGGCGGGAACGGCCCCAGAAGACGGCCUCCAACUGCCACAUCACAGGGUGGGGGGACACAGGGCGAGCCUACUCCAGGACCCUGCAGCAGGCCGGCGUCCCCUUGCUGCCCAGGAGGGUGUGUGAAGAGCGCUACAAGGGCCGCUUCACCAGGAGGAUGCUCUGUGCCGGGAACCUCCGCGAGCACAGCCGUGUGGACAGCUGCCAGGGGGACAGCGGGGGGCCCCUCGUGUGCGAGCGGCCGGGAGCCAGCUGGGCUGUGUAUGGGGUGACCUCCUGGGGGCACGGCUGUGGGGUCAAGGAUUCACCUGGCGUGUAUACCAAAGUUUCGGCCUUUGUACCUUGGAUAAAAAGUGUCACCAAACUGUAA
This is a messenger RNA of Molossus molossus (Pallas's mastiff bat), 2283 nucleotides long. RefSeq names its product serine protease 12 (gene PRSS12). The transcript is spliced from 11 exons. Lineage: Eukaryota; Metazoa; Chordata; Mammalia; Chiroptera; Molossidae. Gene Ontology annotation, biological process: proteolysis. Gene Ontology annotation, molecular function: serine-type endopeptidase activity. Gene Ontology annotation, cellular component: terminal bouton; dendrite; synaptic cleft. Bases 1 to 2283 code for a protein of 760 amino acids. The record is from RefSeq and is a predicted model, not a curated record.